Messenger RNA from Eurypyga helias (sunbittern), 856 nucleotides. RefSeq names its product coagulation factor IX (gene F9). Gene Ontology annotation, cellular component: extracellular region. Gene Ontology annotation, biological process: blood coagulation; zymogen activation. Gene Ontology annotation, molecular function: calcium ion binding; serine-type endopeptidase activity. The annotation marks the transcript as partial. NCBI's taxonomy places the organism in Eukaryota, Metazoa, Chordata, Aves, Eurypygiformes, Eurypygidae. The record is from RefSeq and is a predicted model, not a curated record. The transcript has 7 exons.
AUGGCAAAUAUCUCCCUCGUGCUCUCCAUUUGUCUUCUGGGAGCUUGCCUUGGUGCCAACAGUACAGUCUUCAUCGAGAACAAAGAGGCAAACUCGGUUCUGCACAGGCAAAAGCGAGCCAAUUCAAACAGGCUGGAAGAGGUUAUUCCGGGGAACCUCGAGAGAGAAUGCAUAGAAGAAAAAUGCAGCUUUGAAGAAGCCCGAGAAGUGUUUGAAAACACAGAGAAAACAAUGGAGUUUUGGAAAACAUACAUUGAUGGAGAUCAGUGUGACCCCAACCCAUGCAAAAAUGGAGCCAUUUGCAAGGAUGGAGUAAGUUCCUAUGUGUGCUGGUGCCCAGCUGGGUACGAAGGCAGAAACUGUGAGAUAGACUUCACUUGUGCUAUUAAAAAUGGAGGCUGCAAGCACUUCUGCAGGCACGACCCACCGCAUAAAGUUGUGUGUUCCUGUGCCGCCGGCUAUAGACUUCAUGAAGAUGGAAAGUCCUGUGAACCUGCAGUGCCCUAUCCCUGCGGGAGGAUCACGGCUCCGGAAGUGAAGAACAAGCUCACCCGGGCCAUAAACACCUUUGAGCACUGGAACAUCUCCACCGAUGACCAGGACGAUGCUCACGAUGAGGUGCUUGAUAACAUCACCGAAACCAGCACCGUCGCCACCACGAAAAUCAUCCCGAUAAUUAAGACGGGCACCCGGGUUGUCGGUGGAUCGGACAGCAUGAGAGGCGAGGUGCCUUGGCAGGUUUAUCUGGUGAACAGCCAAGGCGUGGGCUUCUGUGGCGCGUCCAUCCUCAACGAGAAAUGGGUAGUGACGGCGGCACACUGCCUGCAGCCUGGUGACAACGUCACUGCCGUGGCAG